Molecule: messenger RNA, 2737 nt
Organism: Nymphalis io (European peacock)
Lineage: Eukaryota; Metazoa; Arthropoda; Insecta; Lepidoptera; Nymphalidae
Product: protein groucho-like
Exons: 18
Coding region: 386-2593 (735 amino acids)
Biological process (GO): negative regulation of canonical Wnt signaling pathway; regulation of DNA-templated transcription
Cellular component (GO): transcription regulator complex; nucleus
Molecular function (GO): protein binding; transcription corepressor activity
Source: RefSeq, a predicted model, not a curated record
GAAUGAUGGAUGGAUGUGACUUGACAAGCAACAAAAAUUGCGGCGUGGAUUUAUGGUUAAAAAUUGGAGAAUUCUAACUGUUGAUUGUUUAGUGGUGUAUUUGUUAUCUUUAAAUAUUUACAAGAAAUUAUACUAAAGUUCGUAAUCAAGUUUAAAGUUGUGUAUGUCAUGAUAAUGACUGAUAUUUUAAAAGUUUUGAGACAAAGUUUGUGCAUAUCAUUGUCUUUAGCGAUUAGCCGCGGAUUUCCCGUUUUGUAUGCAUUAUAGCAAAGACUGAGAAGGUUGGGGAAAUGGUUCCGUUAGUGUUAAAUUAUAUAGGAUCAAAAGAAAACUGUACUUGUUCGUGAGAAAAAUAAAAAAAAACUUUGUUUAGUUUAGUGACAGGAUGUAUCCGACGCCGACGCGGCACCCGGCGGGGGCUGUAAGGGGGCCGCAGCCAACAGCAGGACCUAUAAAGUUUACAGUAGCAGAUACUUUAGAACGUAUUAAAGAAGAAUUUAACUUUUUACAAGCUCAGUACCACACGCUGAAAUUGGAAUGUGAAAAGUUGGCAAGUGAGAAAACGGAAAUGCAGAGACAUUACGUCAUGUAUUAUGAAAUGUCUUAUGGCCUUAAUGUUGAAAUGCAUAAACAGACAGAAAUAGCGAAACGGCUUAGUGCAAUUAUCGGACAGGUGUUGCCAUUUCUAGCGCAAGAACACCAGCAGCAAGUUGCAUCUGCCGUUGAGAGAGCCAAGCAGGUCACUAUGUCCGAACUUAAUGCUAUUAUUGGGCAACAACAACAACAAGGCCUCCAGCAACUUCUUCAACAGAUUCACGCAUCAGCGGGUCUACCGCAUGGAGUGGGGGGAGCCGGGGCGCUGUUAGGGGCGGGGGGCCUUCUGUUCCCCGGUGCAGGGCCCCCGCCAACUCCACAUCUACCGCCGCCCGCACACAAGGUCGAAUUACCGCCUCCCUCAGAUAUUAAACCUCCAGCUUUAACGGGUGGGCCGGCCCAACCCGCUUUACUGCCCGGACAACCUCCUCCACGGGAUGACGAUAGGAUGUCAUCACGAGCUCAUAGCCAACAGCAGAUGCAAGCGUGUGGUACCUACGCAGAGGGACUCGCUCAAAGCGAUUCACCGGUGAAGUAUAAUGUGUGUACACCGCAGAGACGCUCGGUGUCGCCGCACGAGCGCGAACACAAGUACCGGGCGCGCUCGCCCGCCGAGCCCGAGCCCUUGGACGUGAAGCGCAGGAAGGAGGAGAAGGUACUCGGACAUGUGAGUCUAUUUAGUGAUAGCGACGCAGAAAAAAGUGAUCAAGAUCUUGUUGUUGAUGUAGCAAACGAGGAGGAAAGAGGAUCUCCCAGUGUACGUACUGAGGGCGGUGAGAGAACAGAGAACGGUCCGCGACCUCCUUCGAGGUCAGGAUCGUCAUCUAGCAGAUCGACGCCCAAGAGUUCAAAAGAUGAUAAACCUGGAACUCCCGGUUCCAAGAAUCGCGCCCCCACCCCCACGGGGCGCUACGCCUUCCCCACCUACGCCGGCUACCGCCCGCCGCUGCCCUACGACGGACACACCCGCACCAACGGCAUGCCGCCCGCCAAGCCCGCGUACGCGUACCACUCGUGCGGCGGGCCGCUGCAGGCGGUGCCGUUCCCGGCCGACGCGCUGGCGGGCGCGGGCGUGGCGCGGGGCGCGCGCGCGGUGGCGGCGCUGCCGCACGGCGAGGUGGUGUGCGCCGUGGCGCUGUCGCUGGGCGCCGCGCGGCACGCCUACACGGGCGGCAAGGGCUGCGUCAAGCUGUGGGACAUCACCGACCCCGGCUCGCCCGCCGCGCUCGAGCCGCUCUCGCAGCUCGACUGCUUGCCGUCCUUUCAGCAAAGAGACAACUACAUCCGAUCGGUGAAGCUGCUGCCGGACGGGCGCACGCUGCUGGUGGGCGGCGAGGCGUCCAACCUGUCCAUCUGGGACCUGUCGUCGCCCACGCCGCGCAUGCGCGCCGAGCUCACGUCGUCCGCGCCCGCCUGCUACGCGCUCGCCAUCAGCCCCGACUCCAAGGUGUGCUUUAGUUGCUGUUCGGAUGGAAAUAUAGCUGUAUGGGAUCUACACAAUCAAACGUUAGUUAGGCAAUUUCAAGGUCAUACAGAUGGUGCUUCGUGUAUAGACAUAAGUCCAGACGGCACGAGGCUAUGGACGGGCGGUCUGGACAACACGGUUCGUUCCUGGGAUCUAAGAGAAGGAAGACAAUUGCAUCAACACGAUUUCUCAAGUCAAAUCUUUUCUCUAGGAUACUGUCCCACAGGUUCAUGGUUAGCUGUGGGUAUGGAGAAUUCGCACGUGGAAGUGUUACACGCUGGCAAGCCGGAUCGAUAUCAGCUCGUGUUACACGAGUCAUGCGUGCUGUCGUUACGUUUCGCGGCUUGCGGGAAAUGGUUCGUGUCAACGGGGAAGGAUAACUUGUUGAACGCAUGGCGUACGCCGUACGGUGCUAGCAUAUUUCAGUCUAAAGAAUCAUCAUCGGUGCUCAGUUGUGAUAUAUCAGCGGAUGAUAAAUUUAUAGUGACAGGAUCUGGGGACAAGAAGGCAACAGUGUAUGAAGUGAUGUACUAAUACAGUGAAGUGCAGUGUAGUAGACAGAAGUGAUAAUCUCAAUAGGCAAUAACAAAGGGUAUCUUGUGGUCCAGUGGAACUUCAAGCUAAAUGGGUCCGUUAAAAAUAAAUAAAAUGAGACAAAAAUAAAAAGUCUAAAACAAU